AUGUAUGUAUUACAGAAUCAUGUUGGUGUUUCCUUAAAUAAGAUUCUUAAAGUUGUCUUUGUAUACAUUAUCUGUUGUACCGUGUCUGUUAAUAGCGCACCAACAUGUAUAGAACCUACAAACUUACAAGCUAAAUUCAACAGAUUAAACGGCGGUAUAGACACCAGGACAUUAUUAUUCACGGAAGGUUGGAAACACGACACACUGGACAGUGAUUUUGAACAACUGGUAAAAAUAGGCGAAAAUAAAACUCAAAGCAGCUGUCCUUCAACUUCUUUAAAAGGAUCCAAUCUCCCAUUAAUGGUACGUACAUCAUGUCCUUGGUUUUUAGAGAGAACGCAAUACAGUGCUGAAACAUAUCCCCAUGAUAACUAUAAAGCUACUACUAAAUGUACUAAGUGUAUAGAUGCUUCUGGAGAUCAAAAAUGUUCACCAAUUCAACAGAAAAUCCAGAUAUUAAAACGAGCAGGUUGUGAAAAUGGUUUUUACAAAUAUGAAAUAACAGAUACCUAUAUUCCAGUAGCUUAUGUAUGCGAACAGCCAAGAGAAGUCGUAAAUGAUGUACAAAUAACCACUGCCCGACCUCCAGUUGAUGGACCAGUUGAAAUGUAA
Messenger RNA from Mytilus californianus (California mussel), 612 nucleotides. RefSeq lists its product as uncharacterized. Lineage: Eukaryota; Metazoa; Mollusca; Bivalvia; Mytilida; Mytilidae. Gene Ontology annotation, cellular component: extracellular region. The transcript is spliced from 2 exons. Gene Ontology annotation, molecular function: cytokine activity. Bases 1 to 612 code for a protein of 203 amino acids. The record is from RefSeq and is a predicted model, not a curated record.